This is a messenger RNA of Meira miltonrushii, 2256 nucleotides long. RefSeq names its product P-loop containing nucleoside triphosphate hydrolase protein. The record is from RefSeq and is a predicted model, not a curated record. Gene Ontology annotation, biological process: chiasma assembly; mismatch repair. Gene Ontology annotation, cellular component: nucleus. NCBI's taxonomy places the organism in Eukaryota, Fungi, Basidiomycota, Exobasidiomycetes, Exobasidiales, Brachybasidiaceae. Bases 13 to 2223 code for a protein of 736 amino acids. The transcript has 2 exons. Gene Ontology annotation, molecular function: mismatched DNA binding; ATP-dependent DNA damage sensor activity; ATP binding.
AUUCAAACUGUAAUGGCGUUUUCUGCAUUCAACGGAACCUUGGGUUGCGCCGUAUACGAUCCGGUAAUUUGCAAGAUUAAUCUUGUGGAAGAUUUGCAAAAUGUCAUUCUGGCAUUGGAGAUAUAUGGAAUUGCAAAUACAAUGGUCCUCGAUAGUCAAACUGCUCAAGCUCUCGGCAUCUUCGACCGUGAAAGUCACGCUUCCGUCUACCAGGCCCGUACGAAGGAGGGGUUUUCGCUUCUCUCCUUGCUGAGCGCAGAAAUUUCUCGUCCAGCAAAACAAAUGAUGUCACAGUGGCUCACUUUUCCCAGCGUAAACAUUGAUCUGAUCAAUUCGCGCUUGGAUGCGGUUGAUCUAUUCACCAGAAUCCAGGCUUCGUCAACUACUGAACAGUUGAAAAAGCACGUCAAAGGUAUCAAAAACAUAUACGCAUUGGCAUCAUCGUUGAUCAGUGACAAAGCCACCGUCAAUACUUGGAAAGGUAUCACUGAAUUUGCAAGGAAUGCAAUUCAAAUCGGACUUACCUGUCAAUCUCUUUCAUCAUCAAAGGGAGAUGUUGCAAUUUUUGAAAAGGUAUCAGCAGCCUUUGACCAUGACAAGUUGACAUUCGUUCAUGAAACAAUUGAUGCGAUCAUUGAUUGGAAAGAGAGCGAAUUUACCCAACGGGUAUCUGUUAAACAUGGCCUAGACGCAGAAUUGGAUGAAUAUCGUCAAACGUAUAAGAACCUUUCUGGAAUGAUGGAGAAAGUUACGCAAACAUUUGUGGCCGAUUUGGAGAUGGAAUUCAUGGAGAUGUACGACGUAGCGACAGAAUAUUACCCACAAAUUGGUUUCGUCACCUCUCUGCAUCGCAAAGAUAACUUUGCAAUCGAUCAGACCACCGUGAUGGCAGGUCAAAGCCAAGGAUGGACGUAUCAAUACGGUAGCGAAGUCAAAGCGUUCUUCAAAAGCGAAUUUGCGAGAGAAUUAGAUACAAACAUUGGAGACGUCCACUCUUUCAUUUCUGGCAGGGAAAUUGAGAUUAUUGCAGAGGUACAAGCAGCCAUUGUUCAGCAUGUGCCCACUCUCACCGCGUGUGGCGAUGUCAUUGCCGAAUUGGAGUGUCUCUUGGCUUUCGCAGCUGUUGCAAUGCAAAGAAGCUAUAGUCGUCCAAAAUUGGUGAGCGAGCCUAUGCUUAGAAUUAAGAAUGGACGUCAUCCGCUGCAAGAGCUCAUUGUGGAGACAUACGUACCGAACGACUGCGCUUUGAGUGGAGGGAAAGGCGUAAAAGAGGAUGGAAUGAUAGCAGCUGGUUCUGGUGGUGAUGACAAUAGUAUCAUGAUCAUCACUGGAGCUAAUGCUUGUGGAAAAUCAACCUUCCUGAAACAAUUGGCCUUGAUCGUGAUUAUGGCCCACAUUGGUUGCUAUGUUCCUGCCGAUUCUGCUCGUAUUGGAUUGGUCGACAAGAUUUUCACACGUAUGCAAGUUGAUGAAUCUAUCAAUUCGAGCAAGGGAAGUUUCCAAACGGAUAUGGAGCAAGUUGCCAAUGCACUGAAUCGUUCAACGUCUCAUUCGCUCUUGUUGUUCGAUGAAAUGUGCAAGGGCACUUUGGCAACAGAUGGAGUUGCUUUAUUUGCAGCCACAAUUCGUCAUCUUUUACGAAGAGGCGAAGGAUGCCCUCGCACAGUUGCUGUAACACAUUUUCAUGAAGUCUUUCAUGAGAGUCUAUUGGGACCUUCAAUGCCAAUCACGCCGGCACACAUGCAAAUCAUUCUCGACUCAAGCUUCGAUAAGAAUGAAGGAAUUGACGAUGAAGAGGAUGCGGAGCAAAGCAUCGUCUUUUUGUACAAGCUUCGAUCUGGACUCGAGCUGCAUUCGCACGCUGCUCAAUGUGCAAGAAUUUGCGGAAUUCGUCAAGACGUGAUCGCUCGUGCAAUUCAUGUAAGUAAAAAAUCACAAGAUCAUGAUUUGAAAGCGUUGGAAUUGAGUAUUAUUGAAGAUUUGGCAGAAGAUUCUGCGGAUGAAGGCAAAACAUCAACAAACGCUUAUACUUUACGACAGAAAGAGCAAGUCUUACGAGCUUUUACUGCUUGGAAUAUUGAUGCUGAUCGACAACAAGCGGCGGAUGAAGGAGAGAUGGCAUUCUUGGACCCUGCAGUGAAACUUCAAGGGAUCUUGAAUACGCCGAAGAUGAUUCACACUACCUCAAUUGGUUCUCCGUCAGAGUCAAUGAUGAGCACGUGAAGCGGGACAAAUGUUUGAUGAUGGGUGUCAAUU